Ctenocephalides felis (cat flea) is the source of this 1312-nucleotide messenger RNA. Its product is annotated as neuronal membrane glycoprotein M6-b-like. The record is from RefSeq and is a predicted model, not a curated record. Gene Ontology annotation, cellular component: plasma membrane. NCBI's taxonomy places the organism in Eukaryota, Metazoa, Arthropoda, Insecta, Siphonaptera, Pulicidae. The transcript has 7 exons. Gene Ontology annotation, biological process: neuron projection development. Bases 103 to 1047 code for a protein of 314 amino acids.
UUGGAUUUGUCUAAUUACUACCUUGGAUAUUGCAUAGACAAAUGUUUCAAAAUAUUUUUUCUAUUAAAAAUUAUUGCUCUAUAAGUUUUUUCAUUAAUUAAUAUGGAAUCUAGACGACGUAGUCCAUUGACUGUACAAGAAGAAAUUUUAUUAGAAACAAAUUUUGAUGAUGAGUCAGGCUCACCCCGGACUCGUGAAAAUAAAGUGUAUAGAUUAAGAAAUAGUGAUCUUUCCUUGGAUAGAUAUUCAGACGGCUCUCUAAGGAGAGGUCAGUUAGGAGGCAGGAAAAAUCCUGGUUCCUGUUGCCAAGCAUGUCUUACCAGAAUCCCAUAUGCUACUCUGAUAGCCACAGUAAUGUGCCUUUUAGGUGUGGGAGUCUUUUGUGGCACAAUGUAUCGUGGGGCGACUUUAGCAGUAUUAAUGGCUGAUCAAGUAUUUCAUCAAAGACUUAUGUGGCUGGAAGCAGUACAGAUGGUAUUCGUAGUAUUAGGUGCUUCUAUGGCAGCUUUAGGUUUUAUUAUAUUAUUUGUUGGAUUUUUGGCAACGGGUGCUACAAGGCACAAAGUUUACAGAGCAUGGGGCUCAAGAGUUGGUGGCAGGAUAUCUUGUGCUGUGUUUAUGGGAGUAACCUAUAUAUUACAAUUAGCUUGGAUACUUAUGUUUGGUUUCCUAGUUAUAGUCACCUUUAUCUUCACUAUGUUCUGGCAUAUGUGUUAUAAUUAUUCAACACAAAUAAGAGAAUGCAUUGAUUUAACACAGUUUGAUUUUAUGUUCCCGAAUGGAACUAGGGUAGAGGAUAUGAAAGUAUGUGGUCCAACUGAAAUUAAAUUAUUUUGCAAAGAUUCUGUAGAGAAGGCAGAAAUGAUGUUUAUAUUAGCGACAGCAGCUUGUAUGCUUGUUAUUUUAAGCCUGAUACAUUAUUUAAUGUGCUUGUCUGCUAACUAUGCACAUAUUCGAGAUCAUGAAAAGUUUCAAGAACUCCAGGAAUUGCAUUGUUUAAAUGACCCAGAUUACUUGAGCACAGCUGCCUCCAAAGACAGAUUCUAGGAUACGUCAAGGGAGAUCUUUACCAGUCGCUUGUUUUGACUUGAUGUUAUCAACCUAAUUUGAUGUCCAUCAAAUAGCUGGAGUUGAUAAUACUGCAUGAAUUUUAUCAUUUUUGCUACAUAUGAAAAGACUGCAACUCUCAGCACUGUCAAUAGAAGUACGUUAUGAUAAGAAGUAUUCUAAUUAUUAGUAAGACAUAACAAUACCUGGAGUAUAUUUUUUUAUUUUUAUAUGUUUAUGACUUUAUUGAAGACAUAAAUUAGAG